GCCUGACCACGACGUGAAGAAGUGCGGAUGUCGGCGAACUUGUCGUAUGUUCGUGUAGUCCAUUCUCAUGUUUGUGUGAUGUUGGUACACGUUCGGUGUGCCUUCUUGUUGGGUCGGGGCAUGUGAACUGCAGAGUCCAACAGUCAACAAAACGUCUCACUCUCAGUGACUCUCUUUAUCAUCGGAUGCCGUUAUCAGCCCGCGCCAAUUGCUUGCAAAUUCGUUUAGUUCGCCGAGAUCCGAACUUCAUACAGGUGCCUCUUUUCGAUGUUGAUUUGGGGGCCGAUACCGUUGAUGUGCUAUGGUGGCGGGGAGACCGGUCUGUCUUGAGUAUUCCUGGGGGGGAAGGACACACCCCGGUUCACGACUGGCCGUCGACAUCAACCAGGGGGGAAGAGGAGGGCGUACAGCAACCUGCGCAUAAGAGAAGGCGAGGUCCUCGGGAAGAGGGUGCGGGUUCUGCAAAGAAACAUAAGGCAAGGACCCCCCAGACGACGGGGGGGGAAAGGAAGGGAGUUGAGGGGCAAGAGGGCACAUCGGGUUGGAAACGCCCGGCGUCGGUGCAGAAACAGCCUCAGGCGGGUGCUCUCGAGGCGAAGGGUCCCAUCGACAUCGACACCUCGUACUUCCUCGAACAGAUAUACGGCGUGCUGACAAAGCGGAAGUUCUUCAUUAGUCCGUCGCUGGUCGUCGAUAUCGGUGAUUGGGAAGCGUCCUACAACCAACGGUCGCUGGAUCCCGUGCACACGCAGCUUAUCAUUGAUGCGAUGAGGAUGGCCUUCUCGCAAGCCGAGAAGACGUACGAGUUGCCUACCCUAAAGCUGGCGCCACUCGGGCUGGAGAAACCAAAGUCGGGCGUACGGGCGGAUCGUCUGAAGCCAGAGGACUGGAAGGACGAGCUCGCAGGCCAAUACUAUUAUUACCGUGUGGGAACUGGGUAUGGAAUCCUUCGAGAAAUGGAAGACAGAGAGACUUUGGCACCCGAGGGGGCGAAGUGGAUCACAAAGAAAGGGAAAGUGAAGGACAUCAGGCCCGACGUUAGCCACAUCGAAAACGGGAAGUUGGGGCAAAAGGAGGUGGUCUACAACGUCCCCGUCGAGGCGCCCCAAAAGAAAGGAAAGAAGGAGAAAGAGCCUGGCGAUUGGUUUGUCCAGGUCACCGAGCCGGAUCCGCAUUGCUGGAAGAGCAUGGAAGCCCUUACCGACAACGAGAAAUGUAGGUUGCUCAAGAAGGUCCUCAACUGCGAGGUUGUGUGGGUGCAAACAGGCUCCGCUUCAUUGGCGAAGCAAGGGAGGCUGGGAGUACACCUGCUGAAGUGCGAUCUCAUCUUGGUGCGAUCGUGGAACUACAAUCAGUUUGUGUACGAGAAGUGGGCAGAUACGGACUGGACACGUGCUUAUACCUUUCUGAAGAAGCAGGAGGCGAUUUUGGUGGAGUUCGAGAAGCAGGGAAUGGAUGCCGUGUUGUGGGACGGGAGCAGGAAGCUCGUCGGUGACGCCUCGUUGUUCGAGGAUUGUCCGCCGUACACAGGGUGCGAGGAUGACAAAACGAUCAAGGCGACGAAAAAAUUCGCCCUCAACAAGAAGUUGUCCGUCGACUGGAAGAACAAGGUCCUUUCCAAAGACUCGGGGGACGUGGCAUCGAUCUUCCCCUUUGGCUUUGACCCUCUGGAGGCGCAGAUGAGGGUCACGGAGUUGGAGAAAGCGGUUGGGACCACCAAAUGCCACACGUGCGUUCUCGAUCUGUGUGAGCCGGUGGACUUCAAACACUGGACGCCGAAAGCUUUCGAGAGUUUGAAUUCCCUCCUAGAGCAAUUGUUUCGGUCUCACUGGACGGUCUUCGCUUUCGUCCCUCGGCAGUGGGACUACAAAUUCAUGACCAGCGUGCGCCAUCUGCCCGUUGUGAAGGCAAUGGCAGGGAAGUGGGUCAAGAGGACGCAGCAGAAGAAAAGUUUUUCAGUGGGGAACAACUUGUACUCGGCUGACGACCGCGUGUACAUUCUCUUGAAAGGUGAUGAUUUGCGGGAGAAUACUUGUCUCGUCUACGAUGGUAGGUUGUCGGCAGGUGACGUUGCGGCUGUAGGGGUACAUCAGAAAGUGACCCCGACAGACAUAUCGGAGACUCCCUUCGACCCUUGCGAGUGGCCGUCGGCCAUGCCUGGAGUUGACAGGAAGGUCUACAAGGACAUGGAGCGAAACCACACACAAUUGACCCAUCUGCUGGAAUUUGUAUGCAAGAAGGAGGAGGGCGUCAUGUUUCUCGGUAAGCCGCACGCGCGAAUCGUGUGGGAGGUUUUGAAGAGUGGCCGACACGUGGUCGCGCUGGAAGGGAAUUCUGAGUUGCUGCAAUACACGUUGGACUUCCUCAAAAGCGAGGUCAACUCUGGAGCCAGCCGCUGCGAGUUCGUUUCGAGGAGCGAAAAACCAACACGCGUUUGGGAACCGUCUACGGACAUGUGGUUCACGUUGAGCGAGCGGAACAGGAACAGGAUCUACGAGCUCCUCUUUUUGGAAACGCGGCCCAAGAGGGACAAUGACGCUGAGUACAUGUGCCGCAAGGAACACAUGUUGGCAUUGCUGGACAACUACCACGAUGCCUCACGCAAGAACGCAAAGAACUUCCUCGACCGACUGGAGUGUUUGUACUUCGUCGAGCCCGAGUAGGUGUUGAAGCUCGAGAGUUAUGGUGCCUUGAUCUCCACGGACGACGAGGCGGAGACAG
This is a messenger RNA of Chara braunii, 2721 nucleotides long. The record is from the annotation of a GenBank genome assembly. NCBI's taxonomy places the organism in Eukaryota, Viridiplantae, Streptophyta, Charophyceae, Charales, Characeae.